Cotesia glomerata is the source of this 3594-nucleotide messenger RNA. RefSeq lists its product as uncharacterized. The record is from RefSeq and is a predicted model, not a curated record. Bases 366 to 2306 code for a protein of 646 amino acids. The transcript is spliced from 7 exons. NCBI's taxonomy places the organism in Eukaryota, Metazoa, Arthropoda, Insecta, Hymenoptera, Braconidae.
CGUCCUGGCAUUCUUGUCUGUGUUUUUCCUGCGUUAAGAGUAGUUGUUAAUCUAUAACAAAUCAUAUUGUUAAAACGCAUUAAAACAUCAUAAUAUAUAUUUAUUACAACAAUAGUAGUGUUAAAAUAAUAAUAAUUGUUAUUUAUUAUAAUGUAUAUUAGUAGCCUGAUUAUAUGGUAGGUGGUAAGCGGGAAUUAUACGCGGGAAAAUUUUUCUGUACGUAGAAGAUGAGUUAACCGUGGCGCUAGAUCGUAGCCAACAACUACGAAGCAACAUCAUCAUAUAACAUUAACAUCAUUCACCUACGCUAAUUCUUCUAACUAUUUUAUCAAAGAGUUAGUGCCUGAGAGAGGCACACAGAGGAUAUGAGCACAUCAACAAUGCCAGGAGUAGGAACAACACCACCUUCGUCGGGACACUCGAUGCUACCGAUGAAUGUCAUGGCCCAAAAAGUAAUGCCUGGAGGUGACCCAGGUUCAAUGAAACCAUUGAGUGGCGGUAAUUUGAGUUACGUUACACUCCAACCGGCUAGCCAGCCGCUCAGCUUGGUCCAGGAUCAUAGGUCACAAGUUUACCCGACGUCAGCACCUUAUAAUCAGUCAGCAUCAGCACAGCCGUCAUCAGUCACUCCGGGUAGUAAUAUUAAUGUCCCGGCUGAGAGAGAGAAAGAGGCUGGUGAUUCAACGGAUAAUAAGUCUACUCACAAUGGAGUUGAGGUGCCUGUUAAAAUUCCUGGGGCAGGUUUAACUGUUGAUCAAGAAUCUAAUUUACAGAAUAAACAAAGUCAAGAGGCUAAUAGAAAUAAUAAUGUUAGUCCUGAGAGUUCAUCUACUGGAAGUCAAGAUGAUAUUAAAUCUGAACCACAAUCAUCUGCGCUUAUUGAAAAUUCUGCAGCAGUAAGUGCAGCACCAAAAGCUGAUGAGAAAAAAAUUCUUAUUAACAAUGGCACUAAAGAAGCCGAUAAUUGUCCUACGUUAGUGACAGUACAAAAUAAAGUAUCUCCACAAAAAACUGAGGACACCCUAACUAAAGUUGAUGCUGUUGGUGGUACCAAGAAAGUACCCACUACACCUACAAAGGCGGCAGCUAGUGAAUCAAGCUCACCAGCAACAACGAUGACUAAAGCUGAGCAAAAAUUAAACUCACCUGUUCGAGCUCCUAAACGAAAGUCUCGGGAUUUGAAGGAUUUAAAGAGCCCAUCUGCUGAAGGUGGUAGCAAACCUAAAAGAAAUCGUGUUCAAACCCAACCUUAUCAGAGUCCUCUGCCAGAAAUAGCUUUGAUUGUUAAACAGACUCUCAAUAAAGCCCCUGCUAAUAAAAAUCCUGAUGAUAAACUAAUCGUAUUUUACAAGAAUGAAUUUUUAGCAGUACGUAAUGCUGAGGGUAGCUUUUAUGUAUGCCAAGCAAUGCAGAAUAUUUUCAAAUCUAGUCGGCGUAUUCGCAUACGUUGGCUUUCGCAGGAUAAAAAUAAUGGGGAAAUUUAUUCACCUGACUUUUAUGACUUUACUGACUUUGAUUGCAUACUGACGAAUUUAAAUUUAAACAAAGUUGAUAAAAAUAAAUAUCAAUUGACUAAAUUUGAAUUAUUACGAACGGAAAAUAUACUGAAGCGUGCUAUUGAUGUUGAAGCUGGUGUUUCUGAAAAACCUAGUGUAACGGAAGAACAUCCUGAUGGAUUGGAUUUAUCGUUAUACAAAGACGAAUCACAAUUGAAGAGGAGAAAAGGAUCAAGUAAACCUAAGCAACGACAACGUAAGAGGUCAAAACGUGAAUCAUCAAGUUCAUCGUCUUCAUCGUCAUCCUCCUCGGAAGAUGAUAGCAGUGAUGAAGAGGUUGAUAAAAAAUCAACCACAGCAGCAACGACGACAACGGCAACAACACCUAAAUCAAGCCGUGCUAAGAAACGCCCCGCUACAAACAAUAAAGCACUGGCAAUAGCCAAGUCUGUAGCUAAUGUAUCAAGUCGUGCUAAACGAAUUAUGAAUCGCAGUAGUAAAACCGAUGCCUCUAAUGACAAUUCGGGGAAUUCUGGAGAUACUAAUGCUAACAGUACUAGAGCUGAUGCUGGUGCGGGUAAACGUCCCAGUAACAUUGAUGUCAAAAAAACUGAACCGAAAAAAACUACAAAGCCUCCUCCGUCUGUUCCUACCAGUUCCACAAGAACGAAAUUACGUGGGUCAACACAAAUUGCUGAGACGAGCAGUAAUAAUUCAACAAGACGUGGAAAACGAUUGGCUGCGGCUACUACCGGGGUGACGUCAACCGUGGAUUCGUCUUCUGAAAAAAAAUCACGUAGCAGAGUGUAAUAAAAAAAUUGAUAAUUAAUAAUUAAUGCAUUUUUAAUUAAUAUUUAAAAUUUAUAAAUUAUAUAAUAUUAAUUAAAUAUUAAAUACACAAUAAUAUAAUAAUAAUAAUAUUAAUUAAUAAUAAAAAUAAUCUAAGAUCCGAUACGUGAAAAAUUUAUAUGAUAAAAAGUCAUUGUGAUUUGCUUAUGUCAUGUUGAGGAAUAAUGUUUUUAUAGAAUUUAUGAUAUAAUAUUGAUGGUAUUGUCAAAGAUGGUUUGAGAGUUAACUAAUAUUUAAAAAAAAAAAAAAAAAAAAAAAAUAAAAAUUCUGACCAAUUAAAAAUGUAAAUUACCCGAUGUCUUUUUUUCAUUAUUAUAUUUAAAUAUAAUCUCGCGUAUCGGAUCUUUUUUAUUGAUAUAAUUUGAGAAAGUCAUUUUAAACAAAAGUGUGAGAGUGAAUUAUUAAUGGUAAUAAUCAUAGGUAUAAUAAUAAUUAUGAUAAUUAUAAUAUAAUACCUUUUAGGAUAGAUAAUAAUUACAAUUACCCUACUUGUGGUAUGAUUUAUAUAUCACGGAUUGACGCUAAAAAUGAUAAAUAAAUGAAUAAAACAUUUGCAAUAGUAUAUUUUUGAUGUUGUAAGUGAAUGUUGUUUUACGUUAUUUUAAUACGUUUAUAAACAUUCACUUUAUCAUUGGAUAUAUAAGUAUGUACAAAUAUUAUAUGGUUUGGUACGUAAAAAGGUUUCUGUACAACAGAAAUUAUUUUAUCGAGGGUGAUUUUUAGAAAAGCGCAAGUCAAAAAUUAUUAAAUUUUUAGUUAAUGUAAUAAUAUUAAUAGCAAUGUUGAUAUUAUUAUUAUUAUUAUUAAUAAUGAAUAUAGUAAUACGAAUUGGUAAAAUUUAUAAAUUUUAAAUAUUAAUUUUCAUUAUUUUAUAACAAUGCCAGAUUUUUUAACAGUCUUUAUUGUCCAGUUUUUAAUCUAUUUGUAUUUUAUUUCGUUUUAUUUUAUUGUAAAAAAUCCAAUCAAUUUUUAAUGAAUAUGUUCGUUGUCUUGAUGCACAAUCAGUUAUUUAUAUCUAAAAAAUUCUUUUAACCAUAUUUAUAUACAUGUAUUUUUUUUUCGAUAGUAAACAAUUUGGAUGAUAAAAAAAAUACUUUUUAUUGAUUGGAAAAAUCAUGAAUAUUUAAUAAGGGGUAUUCUGGUCUAGAAGGAUGAAAUUUCUGGUAAUUUUUGAAGUACUAUAAAAAAAGGCAAUCAAUAUUUUUAGUAUACAUUUUUUUAUAAGUUAUUUAUUAAUAUUAUAAGAAUA